AUUACCCUUAGAAAUUUCUUUCUUUCAUUCAUUCAACAAUGACUAUUAUUCGAUUUUUUCGUCCCACUCCUCGUACUUUUCAUCACUUUCAACAUCACUUGAUUCUUCCAUUAUUAUUCAUUCGCUCUUAUUCUGCUGAACCACCAUAUAAGUCAAGACCAUCCCCAGUUCCGUUAGCGGAUCCACAAGAACAAAAAGAAUUUGAAGAAUUAGUUCGUAAAAAUCAGGGUUCUUUUAGCGCACAGACGGAAGAAGAAUUAAUUCACCCUGAUCUACGAAAAAAACCUCCUCCUAAAUUUGAGGGAGAUAAAAAUCCAGAAACUGGUGAAAUUGGUGGCCCCAAAGAAGAACCUUUAACACAUGGUGAUUGGAGUUUCGGUUCAAGGGUUACAGAUUUCUAAAAUAAUUUAUUUGCGAUUCACAUGGCUUUUUUUUUCAUUUGUUGUGUAACCAUAUAAUAAAAAAUUCUUGCUU
This is a messenger RNA of Rhizophagus irregularis DAOM 181602=DAOM 197198, 474 nucleotides long. RefSeq lists its product as uncharacterized. NCBI's taxonomy places the organism in Eukaryota, Fungi, Glomeromycota, Glomeromycetes, Glomerales, Glomeraceae. Gene Ontology annotation, cellular component: mitochondrion. The record is from RefSeq and is a predicted model, not a curated record. Gene Ontology annotation, biological process: mitochondrial respiratory chain complex II assembly.